UUUGUUUUUCCUUGGAAUUAAGAACGCUCUAGAAUUUCUCUUCCCUCACUAAAACGUUUCUCCCGCUCACCCUCAUUCGCCUCCACAGAACUUUGCCUCUUCGACUCACUAUCCAUGGCGAUGGCGUCUACGUUCGUCACAGUGCCAAAGCCCUUUAACGACUGGGCUAAUUCAUCUUCUGUAUCUUCCCGGCGACUAAUCACUGGCGGAUUCCGAAGAAGUUCGUUGAAAGUCAGCGCGGUUUCUAAGAAAUGGGAGCCUACGAAGGUUGUUCCUCAAGCUGAUAGAGUUCUCCUCCGUCUUGAGGAGCUUCCCGAGAAAUCGGCUGGUGGAGUUUUGCUGCCCAAAUCAGCUGUCAAAUUUGAGCGACACCUUGUAGGAGAGAUUCUAUCCAUUGGAUCAGAAGUUGGAGGAAGUGAUCUUGCACCUGGAAAGAAGGUUAUUUUAUCCGACAUAAAUGCUUAUGAGGUGGACUUAGGCACAGAUGCGAAGCACUGCUUCUGCAAAGCUAGUGAUUUAUUGGCUGUGGUUGAGUAGAGAAGCUUCACAAACCCAACCUUCUCCAACACUACAAUGCAGAUGGAUGAACAUCAUCAGUUAUCCACUCAGAUCAGUUCUCUUUCCUCAUUAUUUUUUCUUCUUUCUGUCAUAAUAUAUGAUUUCAUCUUGUGACCCCUAAAAUCAAACCCUACAAGCAUUCCGAAGAAAAACAAAAACUAAAUAGGUUCGUUUAGGUUUGGAUUAUGAAUUUAGGUCAUCUCGUAGCUAUAUAAAUUUAUUUUUGCUAAUUUCAUAGCUAUAUAAUUUAGACCUCAUUUAAUAACUA
Messenger RNA from Cucurbita maxima (winter squash), 826 nucleotides. Its product is annotated as 10 kDa chaperonin 1, chloroplastic-like. Bases 115 to 537 code for a protein of 140 amino acids. Gene Ontology annotation, molecular function: ATP binding; protein folding chaperone; metal ion binding. Lineage: Eukaryota; Viridiplantae; Streptophyta; Magnoliopsida; Cucurbitales; Cucurbitaceae. Gene Ontology annotation, cellular component: mitochondrial matrix. The record is from RefSeq and is a predicted model, not a curated record. The transcript is spliced from 7 exons.